This is a messenger RNA of Aureobasidium musti, 348 nucleotides long. The record is from the annotation of a GenBank genome assembly. Lineage: Eukaryota; Fungi; Ascomycota; Dothideomycetes; Dothideales; Saccotheciaceae.
AUGUCUACCAACAUCAAAUCCAUAGAGACCACCAAGUCUACCAAGGUUUCUAUCAAAGCCGACCCCGCUAGCAACGACAAACCUUUCACCUUCACUGGCAAGGGUGAAGUUAAGUUCUCCACCGAAGGCAACCUUACCUUUGUCGGCACCGGUAAAUUCACCAAGGCCAAAGGUUCCACCACGGGUACUGCCAACAAUGACAAAGGUAUGAUUCGAAUAUCUCAAGGUUCGAUCCCACGUCUCACGUUGCGCAGCUGUCUUGACCCCUGUCAAAGGCUCCACUCACCUUGGCCCACCUCCUCCUCCAGUUUUUGGCAUCGAAGGCCAGACCAACAUGGUCUCUCAUGA